AUGUCGCGGAACGUGCCCAGCGUCGCCUUGUCCCGGCCCCCGCGCCAAUCUGGCCGUUUCGCCUGCUCAGCGCCUCUCCAUCAUCUCCUCCCCCUCCCCCUCCCUCCCCCUCCCUCCCCCUCCCUCCCCCAUCCCCCCUUCCCCUCCAGCCCACCGCACACGAACCCCCACCGGACAAGAGACGGCCGUACGGCUCCGCCAGAGCCUCCCAGCCCCAGUCGCCCGUCUCCCAUCUGGCACCCCCCGCCUGCUCUCACUCCGGUCAAUCAUCCCCGUCUUUCGAUUCACCCCCGCCCGCCUCCCAUCCUUCCCUUUCCCGCCCAUCCCGCACCCGCACACGCACACAUCCCCCCACCUCCCGCCCUCAUCCCCCUCCACCGUCUCCACCCCGGUGUCCCGCCGCCCGUCGGCGUCGCCUCCUGCUUUCGAGUCCGUGCGGCCGGAUGA
Dichomitus squalens LYAD-421 SS1 is the source of this 447-nucleotide messenger RNA. RefSeq lists its product as uncharacterized. The coding region runs from base 1 to 447 and encodes 148 amino acids. Lineage: Eukaryota; Fungi; Basidiomycota; Agaricomycetes; Polyporales; Polyporaceae. The transcript has a single exon. The record is from RefSeq and is a predicted model, not a curated record.